Messenger RNA from Suncus etruscus (white-toothed pygmy shrew), 2252 nucleotides. It is a transcript of the gene MAPK10, whose product is annotated as mitogen-activated protein kinase 10. The transcript has 13 exons. Gene Ontology annotation, molecular function: JUN kinase activity; ATP binding. The record is from RefSeq and is a predicted model, not a curated record. Gene Ontology annotation, cellular component: nucleus; cytoplasm. Gene Ontology annotation, biological process: protein phosphorylation; JNK cascade. The coding region runs from base 212 to 1492 and encodes 426 amino acids. Lineage: Eukaryota; Metazoa; Chordata; Mammalia; Eulipotyphla; Soricidae.
AAAAAGUCAUACCUACUCUUUGGAAGCAGAGUUUGUAAUCAUUUUUUACAUAUCCCUCUGAAAGGUAUUUAUGAGCCUCCACUUAUUACACUACUGCAGUGAACCAAUCUUGGAUGUGAAAAUUGCCUUUUGUCAGGUGUGUGUUCCUUACAGGUAAAACAAGGGAUUUGAUAAACAAGUGGAUGUGUCAUAUAUUGCCAAGCAUUACAACAUGAGCAAAAGCAAAGUUGACAACCAAUUCUACAGUGUGGAAGUUGGAGACUCAACCUUCACGGUUCUCAAGCGCUACCAGAAUUUAAAGCCAAUUGGUUCUGGUGCUCAGGGAAUAGUUUGUGCUGCCUAUGAUGCUGUCCUUGACAGAAAUGUGGCCAUUAAAAAGCUCAGCAGACCGUUCCAGAACCAAACCCAUGCCAAGAGAGCUUACCGGGAGCUGGUCCUCAUGAAGUGUGUGAACCAUAAAAACAUUAUUAGUUUAUUAAAUGUCUUCACACCCCAAAAGUCACUGGAGGAGUUUCAAGAUGUAUAUUUAGUAAUGGAACUGAUGGAUGCCAACUUGUGUCAAGUGAUUCAGAUGGAAUUAGACCAUGAGCGAAUGUCUUACCUGCUGUACCAAAUGUUGUGUGGCAUCAAGCACCUUCAUUCUGCUGGGAUUAUUCACAGGGAUUUGAAACCAAGUAAUAUUGUAGUCAAGUCUGAUUGUACAUUGAAAAUUCUCGACUUUGGACUGGCCAGGACAGCAGGCACAAGCUUCAUGAUGACCCCUUAUGUGGUGACACGUUAUUAUAGAGCCCCAGAGGUUAUCCUAGGAAUGGGCUACAAGGAGAAUGUGGAUAUAUGGUCUGUGGGAUGCAUUAUGGGAGAAAUGGUUCGCCACAAAAUCCUCUUUCCGGGAAGGGACUAUAUUGAUCAAUGGAACAAAGUAAUCGAACAAUUAGGAACUCCAUGUCCAGAAUUCAUGAAGAAAUUGCAACCUACAGUAAGAAACUACGUGGAGAAUCGUCCCAAGUAUGCAGGACUUACUUUCCCCAAGCUCUUUCCUGACUCUCUCUUUCCAGCAGACUCUGAGCACAAUAAACUCAAAGCCAGCCAAGCCAGGGAUUUGUUGUCAAAGAUGCUAGUGAUUGAUCCAGCUAAAAGAAUAUCAGUGGAUGAUGCAUUACAACAUCCAUAUAUCAAUGUGUGGUAUGAUCCUGCUGAAGUGGAGGCGCCUCCACCUCAGAUAUAUGACAAACAGUUGGAUGAAAGAGAACACACCAUUGAAGAAUGGAAAGAACUUAUCUACAAAGAAGUAAUGAAUUCUGAAGAAAAGACUAAAAAUGGUGUAGUAAAAGGACAACCUUCUCCUUCAGGUGCAGCAGUGAACAGCAGCGAGAGCCUCCCUCCAUCCUCGUCAGUCAAUGACAUCUCCUCUAUGUCCACCGACCAGACCCUGGCAUCUGACACUGACAGCAGCCUGGAAGCCUCAGCGGGACCCCUGGGUUGUUGCAGGUGACUAGCCGCCUGCCUGCGAAAUCCAGCAUUCUUCAGGAGAUGACAUGGUGGAACACACACACAUAUGUAGACGCACACACACACAAAGCAGACACACAAUGGCAACGACAAGAAAAAUGCAAGGGAGAGAAUUUAAACCCCAAAAGAAAACAAAUCUUUCUGCCUGCUUCUUUUCCAGAGUUCCUUAUCUCUGCUAAGCCAAACGUGUAUUUAACUUCUAGUUGCUCUUGCUUUGAUCUCCUUCCAACAAUGCUUACAACAGAAAGCAAAUGAAACCCAAUUAGAGAAGCCUUUCCCAUAAAGUGUAAUUCCAAUGGCUGCAAAAACCAGUGAUCUGUAACUGCCCAUUCAAAUGGCAUGACAAGGUAUACACCUGCCCUGUCAGCAUGUGUGUGUCUCUAUCUUGCAUCUACCUGCUCCUUUGGCCUAGUCAGAUGGAUGUAGAUACAGAUCCGCAUGUGUCUGUAUUCAUACAGCACUAACUCCUUAGAGAUGCUACUGUCAGUGUCCUCAGGGUUCUACAAGACAUCAUGCACUGGGGAACCCACACGGUCCAUUUCAUGUGAUCAAUUACUCUGCAUCAACCCAUCUGUACUAUAUUGCCAGUAUAUAAGCUGUGUAGUUCAUUAAUUGAUUAAGCUGUAUGUCUUAUAAGAAUACCUGUAAAGGGGGUAUCAUUGGGGGGGAGUGAACUCUCUUGGAUCCUUGAAGAUGUAGCUUUGAAUUUGAAUUUGAAUUGAUUAAAUGGCACCUGAAUACCA